UCAGGAAAAGACAAGACACUGACUCUCCCUUUCUCUCACACACACAUUGCCUCUCCUGCUUCAAUUUCUACCUUUUUAUAUUUAUUAAUCCUCUCGCUAUCUCUCCGAUCCCAACUUCCCAUCUUCCUCCCCCCUCCUCGAAAUCUCACCACUUUUUCUGGGGAAAAUCUUUAUUUUCUCGAAUCUAACGUAAUCUCGAGAAAUUCCCCACCUUUUUCUGCAUUGGAGCUGAGAAAAUCAUCAAAAUCCAGAUAGAAAAGUUAACUCCUUUCGGUUCCAUGGGGACCUCCUCCAGGUUUCAUUAUAUCCAUCAUUGACGCCAUGUCCCCGUUCAUCUCUCGCCUUUAACUCCUAAAACAUUAAUUACUACACGCAUGGUUUCCGGUGUCAGCGGCGCCGGCCGUGGCGGUGGCCGUGAGGCAGCUUCGUCAAGUCACAGCCCCGACCAUACUCUCCACACCACUCAUCACCGGAGAGACCAAGCUCAGUCCUCCGGGACCAAGUCUCUCAAGCCUCAAAGCCACACGGAGUCAAUGAGCAAAGCCAUACAGCAAUACACAGUCGACGCGAGGCUCCACGCCGUCUUCGAACAAUCAGGCAAGUCCUUCGACUACUCACACUCCCUCAAAACGACGACGUACGGCUCCUCCGUCGUCCCCGAGCAGCAGAUCACCGCCUAUCUAUCGAGGAUCCAGCGCGGCGGGUACAUACAGCCUUUCGGGUGCAUGAUCGCCGUCGCCGAGUCCACCUUCACCAUCAUCGCCUUCAGCGAAAACGCGCGGGAGAUGCUCGGCCUCACUCCUCAGUCCGUCCCCAGCCUCGAGAGGCCGGAGAUUCUCGCCAUGGGAGCUGACCUGCGCUCUCUCUUCACCGCCUCUAGCUCAGUUAUCCUCGAACGCGCCUUCGUGGCGCGUGAGAUCACGCUCCUGAACCCUGUCUGGAUCCACUCCAAGAACACUGGUAAGCCCUUCUACGCUAUCCUCCACAGGAUCGACGUUGGAGUUGUUAUCGACUUAGAGCCGGCUCGAACGGAGGAUCCAGCUCUUUCUAUCGCCGGAGCUGUGCAAUCGCAGAAGCUCGCCGUUCGCGCUAUCUCUCAGUUACAGUCUCUCCCCGGUGGAGACAUCAAGCUUCUCUGCGACACUGUUGUGGAAAACGUCAGGGACCUAACCGGUUACGACCGUGUGAUGGUCUACAAGUUUCACGAAGACGAGCACGGAGAAGUCGUCGCCGAGAGCAGGCGAGAGGAUCUAGAGCCUUACAUUGGCUUACAUUAUCCCGCAACUGACAUCCCGCAAGCGUCGCGGUUCUUGUUUAAGCAAAACCGUGUCCGAAUGAUCGUUGACUGUCACGCUACGCCGGUUCUUGUGGUCCAAGACGAUAGGCUGACUCAGUCUAUGUGCUUGGUUGGUUCAACUCUUAGAGCUCCUCACGGUUGUCACUCUCAGUACAUGGCCAACAUGGGUUCCAUCGCGUCUUUAGCGAUGGCGGUUAUAAUAAACGGUAACGACGAAGACGGGAGCGGGAGAAGCUCUAUGAGGCUUUGGGGAUUAGUCGUUUGCCACCACACCUCUUCUCGCUGCAUACCGUUCCCUCUACGGUACGCCUGCGAGUUUCUAAUGCAGGCGUUUGGUCUGCAGCUCAACAUGGAGCUGCAGUUAGCUUUGCAGAUAUCGGAGAAGCGUGUUUUGAGAACGCAGACGCUGUUGUGCGACAUGCUUCUGCGUGACUCUCCUGCUGGGAUCGUCACGCAGAGUCCUAGUAUAAUGGACUUGGUGAAAUGCGACGGCGCCGCGUUUCUUUACCACGGGAAGUAUUAUCCCUUAGGCGUUGCUCCGAGCGAGGCUCAGAUAAAAGACGUUGUCGAGUGGCUGCUUGCGAGUCAUGCUGAAUCGACCGGCUUGAGCACUGAUAGUUUAGGCGAUGCGGGGUAUCCAGGUGCAGCUGCGCUAGGCAAUGCUGUGUGCGGCAUGGCGGUGGCGUGCAUCACGAAAAGAGAUUUUCUUUUCUGGUUCCGCUCUCACACGGCUAAAGAGGUCAAAUGGGGAGGCGCUAAGCAUCAUCCAGAGGAUAAAGAUGAUGGGCAAAGGAUGCAUCCUCGUUCUUCCUUCAUUGCCUUUCUCGAAGUUGUUAAGAGCAGGAGUCAGCCGUGGGAGACUGUGGAGAUGGACGCGAUUCACUCGCUUCAGCUGAUUCUGAGAGACUCUUUUAAAGAGGCGGAGGCGGCUAUGAACUCCAGAGGUGGGGAUGGUGCGGUUCAGGCUUGUGGAGGAGAGCAGGGGAUUGAUGAGUUGGGUACAGUUGCGAGAGAGAUGGUUAGGCUUAUUGAGACAGCGACUGUGCCGAUAUUCGCUGUAGACUCUGGUGGAUGUGUAAAUGGAUGGAACGCUAAGAUUGCGGAGUUGACUGGUCUUUCGGUUGAAGAGGCUAUGGGGAAGUCUUUGGUUUCUGAUCUAAUAUACAAAGAGAAUGAAGAAACGGUUGAUAUGCUCAUUUCUCGUGCAUUGAGAGGGGACGAAGACAAAAACGUGGAGGUGAAGCUGAAGACUUUCAGCCCCGAGCUACAAGGGAAAGCGGUUUUCGUGGUCGUGAAUGCGUGUUCGAGCAAGGACUACUUGAACAACAUUGUCGGAGUCUGUUUCGUCGGACAGGACGUUACCGGUCAGAAAAUCGUUAUGGACAAGUUCAUCAACAUACAAGGAGACUACAAAGCCAUCGUCCAUAGCCCCAGCCCUUUGAUUCCACCAAUCUUUGCAGCGGACGAGAACACAUGCUGCCUGGAGUGGAACACCGCGAUGGAAUUCCUCACCGGUUGGCCUCGCGGCGAAGUGAUCGGGAAAACGCUCGUUGGUGAAGUGUUUGGGAGCUGUUGCAGGCUCAAAGGUCCUGAUGCUUUAACCAAGUUCAUGAUUGUAUUGCAUAACGCCAUCGGUGGACAAGAGACUGAGAAGUUCCCUUUGCCCUUCUUCGACCGGAACGGGAAGUUUGUUCAAGCUCUUUUGACUGCUAACAAGCGUGUAAGCCUCGAGGGGAAGGUCAUUGGCGCGUUCUGUUUCUUGCAUAUCCCUAGUCUUGAGCUGCAGCAAGCUUUAGCUGUCCAACGAAGGCAGGACAGUGAGACAAAAUCAAAAGAGCUGGCUUACAUUUGUCAGGUGAUAAAGAGUCCUUUGAGCGGUUUGCGUUUCACGAACUCCUUGCUGGAAGGUACGGAGUUGAACGAGAAUCAGAAACAGUUUCUUGAAACGAGUGUUUCUUGCGAGAAGCAGAUCUCGAGGAUUGUCAGUGACAUGGAUCUUGAAAAACUUGACGACGGUACGUUUGAGCUAGUUAGAGAGGAGUUUUACCUCGGAAGUGUCAUCAACGCAGUUGUAAGCCAAGCCAUGUUCUUGUUAAGGGAGAGAGGUCUUCAGCUGAUCCGUGACAUUCCUGAAGAGAUCAAAUCUAUAGCUGUUUAUGGAGACCAGACAAGGACUCAACAGCUCUUAGCUGAGUUUCUGCUGAGUAUAAUCCGUUAUGCACCGUCACAAGAGUGGGUGGAGAUCCAUCUAAGCCAAGUUUCAAAGCCAAUGGCUGCUGGAUCAUCUGCUAUUCGCACAGAGUUUAGAAUGGCGUGUCCAGGUGAAGGUCUACCUCCAGAGCUGGUCCGAGACAUGUUCCACGGCAGCAGGUGGACGAGCCCUGAAGGGUUAGGUCUAAGCGUAUGUAGGAAGAUUCUGAAGCUCAUGAACGGUGAGGUUCAAUACAUUCGAGAGUCAGAACGCUCCUAUUUCCUCAUCAUUCUUGAACUCCCCGUUCCUCCUUUGUCAACAGCUGGCGGCGACAUGAUGUUGAUGAUGACAUAGUAUGUCACACGUACAUAAGUUGGCAGUAGAGUUUGUGAUGUAUGUGUAAGUGUGCGAGUCUAACGACACUGGAGGAGGAUAGAGAGUGUUUUGUUUCCGGUGAGAUUAGUAGAGAAGAGGAGAUUGUUUGGGUUUGACUUGCCGGAAAAGUAAACGUAACAUGUAGUUAUAGAGUCUGCAAGACUUUGUUUUCUCUUUUGUUUGCACCGUGUAUAUUUGAUAACUCCAAGAGAGGAAAACGAAUGAAAAAAAGAAGAGGAAUUAAAUGACCAAUCCUUUUUAAUUGUAA
Molecule: messenger RNA, 4131 nt
Organism: Brassica napus (rape)
Lineage: Eukaryota; Viridiplantae; Streptophyta; Magnoliopsida; Brassicales; Brassicaceae
Product: phytochrome B
Exons: 5
Coding region: 375-3842 (1155 amino acids)
Biological process (GO): red, far-red light phototransduction; regulation of DNA-templated transcription; detection of visible light
Molecular function (GO): photoreceptor activity; phosphorelay sensor kinase activity; protein homodimerization activity
Source: RefSeq, a predicted model, not a curated record